Arabidopsis thaliana (thale cress) is the source of this 945-nucleotide messenger RNA. RefSeq lists its product as uncharacterized. NCBI's taxonomy places the organism in Eukaryota, Viridiplantae, Streptophyta, Magnoliopsida, Brassicales, Brassicaceae. Bases 146 to 586 code for a protein of 146 amino acids. The transcript has a single exon. The record is from RefSeq and is marked reviewed.
AAAAAUUCCAAUUCAAAGCACACACUUUCGAGACAAAGACUUGCUUCAAAAGAAUCAAAAGGACAAAGUUUUUUGUGUUGCCAAGUUUUGGAUCCUUUUAUAAUGAACCUCACUUGAAAGCAAAGUUUCCACAUUUCCAAAUUCUAUGGCUACACUGCAGAGAUUCAAGUUCUUGGGGACGCAGUGCGGAGUAGCAGCACAAAGCCCGACACGAAGUCCGAGUCCGAGGACAAGUCCAUUGGUACAGCUUCGACGAAAGAAGACAACUUUAAAGAUGCUUUUGAGUCUUGCAUCUCCGAGUCGCCGAGAGCAGCAACCGUUGAUUCAUCAUCAUCACAAGGACGUAGCCGGACGGAAACUUAAAGACUUAUUCGUCUCUUCGUCUUCCGCAGAGGAAGAACAAGAAGAGGACGAGAGACCAAAGGGGAAAACAAAAGAAGAAGUUCUUGCAGCCAUGGCGGCUAAACUGAAUGCAGCUUCAAGAUUACAAUGUGAGUCUGCUGAUGCAGCACCAGUUUGGUUCGGAUUCAGCAAACGGCUUCUUCAGCGAGCUUGGCGUCCUAAACUUGGUACCAUUCACGAGUAAUGUAACCCAAUUUUCUUCUCUUUUUUUGGUGUGACUUUGGAAACCAUUAGUUUCCCAUAUGAAUGAAUAUAUAUGUUUCUUCUCAAAUUUGGUAUCUUUAUGUUUGAAUUCCUAAUAAAGAUUGAUCAAAAUUUCACAUUUUCGUAUCAUUAAGUGGCCCAACUUGUAAAAAAGAAAGAGAAAGGUUUAAGCCUUUGAUACCUAUUUGCUUCCAAAUGGGAUUGGGGAACUAUUGAUUAAACAUCCUGAAAUAUUUAAGAUAAUAGCAUUGUGUAAUUGAGGACCAAGAAGUGAGAUGGAGAAAACAGAAAAGGAAAGUGACAUUGUUUGGGUAUGUCAAUACAAAGCUGAUUACUUUA